AGAGAGAAUACCGUUGGUGAAAAGGAGGGUUAUCCAAAGUUCCAAACCAACACCAACAAGCUCGAAGAUGGCGACCAUUAUUACAUCACUAUCUCUGUCCAUGCCAUUUCCAAAACUCUCUCAGCAUUUUCCUUCUUCUUCUUCUUCUUCUUCUCCUCUCAAAAUCCUCAUCCACAGACCCAAACCCUUCCGUUCCUUCACCGUCCAAGCCACUGAAUCGGAACCAACUCCCUCCGAUUCAUCAGACCAAUCCGAAUCCUCCGCACCGGCUUCCGACGAAGACUUCGACACUCGCAUGAACGAAUUCCGCCUCCGAUACCGGAGCGGGACGGGCAAGAAAGCGGAACAGCGAAAGGUGAAGAAAUCGAGGAAGGGAACGGCAUCGGCGUCGGGAUCGGGAGUGUACCUUCCGCCAGUGCCGCUGAAGGAGUCAGUGUCGGGCGGGUUAAAGGUGGACAUCGGGUUCAGUCCGUACAGCGAGCGGCUCAACGGUCGGAUUGCGAUCCUUGGCCUGACGGCGCUGUUGCUGGUGGAGCUAGCGACGGGGAAGGGUGUGAUCAACUACCACACGCCGGCGAUUGUGCUGAUUCAGAUGUACUUCGUGGCAGCAGUUUCAGCUCUGUAUGUGAAGUAUGAGAAGGAGAAGAUCAGUGUGUGGCCUCAAUCUUCACCAAGAAACUCAUGGAAAGUGGUACAAACUAGAAAGAAAGGCAACGAGAGUGAGCAAACAACAUGGUGGAGGCCGAAGGGGGUGAUGCAGAGUCAAUGCCGAGUGAAAGUCAAGGGAUGGGAAGCUGCUUGCUGGGUCAGCAUUAAGAAUGCUGAGGGAAGGGAAACUGCUUGUUGGCUCUAAGCUAAGGUCAAGGAAAGGGAGGUUGGGUUUGCUACACGCGUUUUAGAGCUUUAAAAAAAAAAAAAAAGGUAGCUCACCCAACCUGCCUGACCCGUGGGAUUGGAUGAAUUAAUCUAGGUUAACUCAAAUUGAUUAGUUCCCAAAAAAAUCUCCAAAUGAAACGGGACAAUUGGCUAGUUUACUAGUUUGACCUGUCAGUUCAAUCUAAUUUUACAAACCAUGCUUGGAACAAGUACAUUGCAUAAAAAAUGAAGGAAAAUUCUUGAUUACAA
Prosopis cineraria is the source of this 1125-nucleotide messenger RNA. RefSeq lists its product as uncharacterized. The record is from RefSeq and is a predicted model, not a curated record. NCBI's taxonomy places the organism in Eukaryota, Viridiplantae, Streptophyta, Magnoliopsida, Fabales, Fabaceae. The transcript has 2 exons. Bases 68 to 853 code for a protein of 261 amino acids.